UUAGCAAAAUGCGUCACAUAUCUAAUAAACAUUUAAAACCGCUGCAAAAUUAUCCAAUUAUCGAUAACUUUCAGGUUUAACAAGUUAUCUACUGACCAUGAAACAAUUUACUUGUUUUUGUACUUCUAAGUUUCAAGUUAUUUAGUUAGCAAUAAAAAUAUACAAUGAGGCUCCAUUUCUUCAUAUUCAUUUGCGUUGUAAAUUCAGUCUUCUCGCGAUUGCCAAAUGAAGACGACAAACAUGGAAUUGGAAUUGUCCAACAUGAAGAAACACCCUGUGGUAUUGAAGCUUUAAUCUACGGCGGGGUUGGGUAUACAAACACCCGUCCAGGUCCAUUGUUUGAUGACGAGUAUCUUCCGACAUGUAGCUGCUACCAAAAUUUAUUCGAAUCUCAGAGGCAUUAUAUCUACGAGGACUUGAAACUCUAUAAAGCCUCCAGUGGAUCGGGUGGAUACGGAGAGUUCGAAGGAUUCGGCGGUGGCGAUAUUACGCUACCAGGAGUGAAUUGUAUCGAUAAUGACAGAAGACCGAUCGUUGGACCUGAACGUUCUGGAAUAACUUACCAGGUAAAUUUGAACAGAACUGUAAUGACUGUGAAGGAAAACGAGUUCUUCACGGCUGGACCUGAAGGGAACAAUAAAAAUGGAUAUAAUUAUAUUGAAUUUUCUAAAACGGUAGACGAGGACAGCACCUUUAAGUUGGGUAAAGUAUUUCUGAAAAACGGAAAGAAAUUAGUUUUCGAUUCAUCAGAUCAAGUUGACCAGGAUAGCAUGAAAGAUAUUUGUGAAAAACACACACCAAGGUCCAUUGAAGAUAAUUUGAUGAAAAUAUUGAGAGCUGGUAUUUUUAAUGACACCGAGUGUCCAAUAACGGAGGGAUCAAAUUUCACUACGCCGAAUAGUAUAGACCCGUUUUUAAUGACAUUCAAUCAAAAAAUGCAUUGCGGGUAUUACUUACUUAAUUAUCAAAUAGACACACCAGAUACUGAUGACGCGUUGGCUCUUUAUUACAUAUUUGAAAUAAAAGAGAACGAGGAUUGUAUUAAAGAUGAAAAAUGAAAUCAUUUAUAAUAUCAUUUUUAACUAAUAAUUUAUGAGAAUAAAAAAUUUGUCUUGUAGAAA
Messenger RNA from Cotesia glomerata, 1121 nucleotides. RefSeq lists its product as uncharacterized. The record is from RefSeq and is a predicted model, not a curated record. The transcript is spliced from 5 exons. The coding region runs from base 165 to 1058 and encodes 297 amino acids. NCBI's taxonomy places the organism in Eukaryota, Metazoa, Arthropoda, Insecta, Hymenoptera, Braconidae.